UCUCCGUCUCCCUCUCCCUCCACCACCCGAAAAGAAGCCCAAGGCCUCCUCCUCCGCCGCUUCGAGAUCGGCCAUGUUCUCGGCCAUGGCAGCUUCGGCAAAGUCUACGUCGCUCGCAACAUCAAAACCAACGAACUCGUCGCCAUUAAAGUCAUCGACAAAGAGAAAGUCAUGAAAGGCGGUUUGAUCUCUCACAUCAAACGCGAGAUCUCCAUCCUCCGCCGUGUACGCCACCCCAACAUCGUCCGUCUCUUUGAGGUAAUGGCCACGAAAACCAAAAUCUUCUUCGUUAUGGAAUACGUUAAAGGCGGUGAAUUAUUCAGUAAAGUCGCUAAAGGUCGAUUAACAGAAGACGUCGCUCGAAAAUAUUUCCAACAACUGAUUUCUGCAGUAGGGUUUUGUCAUGCACGAGGUGUUUAUCAUCGAGAUUUAAAACCAGAAAACAUUUUAUUAGACGAAGAUGGUGAUUUGAAGGUCUCCGAUUUCGGUCUGAGUGCAAUUUCCGAGCAAAUGUGCGGCGAUGGUCUGUUUCAUACCUUUUGCGGAACUCCCGCGUACGUCGCGCCGGAGGUUUUGGGCCGGAAAGGGUAUGAAGCAGCAAAAGUCGAUAUUUGGUCUUGUGGGGUAAUUUUAUUUGUUUUAAUGGCUGGUUAUUUACCAUUUCGUGAUCAGAAUAUAAUGGUUAUGUAUAAGAAGAUUUACAAAGGGCAAUUCCGGCGACCGAGAUGGUUCUCGCCGGAGCUAUCCCGUUUGUUAAAAAGAUUACUUGAUACAAACCCGGAAACCCGAAUCAGGAUUCCUGAAAUCAUGGAAGAUAAGUGGUUCAAAAAGGGUUUUAAACACAUUAAGUUUUAUGUUGAAGAUGAUGACAUGAUUAGUACUGUGAAAGAUAGAGGUACUGAAGAUUGUAUCGAUUAUUUUUCCGAUCAAUCUUUAUACUCCGAAUCCGAAAGUGAAAUGGAAGUUAAGAAGCGGUCUGUUAGUGGUAAUUUCCCGAGACCCAUGAGUCUAAACGCGUUUGAUUUGAUUUCGUUUUCGCCUGGAUUUAGUCUUUCUGGGCUGUUUGAAGACGGAACUGAGGAAUCAAGAUUUGUGACAGCAGCCCCAGUUUCUAGCAUUAUUUCGAAGUUGGAGGAGGUAGCGAAAGUGGUGAGUUUUUCGGUCAGAAGAAAGGAUUGUAGGAUUAGUUUAGAAGGGUCACGAGAGGGCGUGAAAGGCCCGUUAACGAUUACUGUUGAGAUAUUCGAAUUGACACCGAAUUUGAGAGUUAUAGAAGUUAAAAAGAAAGCAGGGGAUAAGAGUGAAUAUGAUGAGUUUUGUGCCAAUAAACUUGGUCCUGGAUUGCAGCCUCUGGUUCUAACUGGAUCUUCUGAACCAUCUUCACAUUUGCCUGCUGAUAACAAAUAAAGAAAGGAGCAGGAUUCAAAAGGGUCUUACGAAAAGUGGUUGGUCUCACUAGAAGGAGCUUCUUAUCUAUAUGGAGCUUCACACGUGUAGUUCCACAGGAAGCUUCAAAUGCAAAAGUAUAACA
Molecule: messenger RNA, 1531 nt
Organism: Cynara cardunculus var. scolymus (artichoke)
Lineage: Eukaryota; Viridiplantae; Streptophyta; Magnoliopsida; Asterales; Asteraceae
Product: CBL-interacting serine/threonine-protein kinase 12-like
Exons: 2
Coding region: 172-1407 (411 amino acids)
Biological process (GO): protein phosphorylation; signal transduction
Molecular function (GO): protein kinase activity; ATP binding
Source: RefSeq, a predicted model, not a curated record